Molecule: messenger RNA, 2985 nt
Organism: Rosa rugosa (rugosa rose)
Lineage: Eukaryota; Viridiplantae; Streptophyta; Magnoliopsida; Rosales; Rosaceae
Product: receptor-like protein EIX2
Exons: 4
Coding region: 1-2985 (994 amino acids)
Molecular function (GO): protein binding
Source: RefSeq, a predicted model, not a curated record
AUGAAAGGGACAGGUGCUCAGGCUGAAUUAGCGAGGAAAUGGUGUCCUCCCAACCUGAGACAUAGUUGCCUGAAUCCUUUACAGAAAGUUGACAUACACACUUUGAGGUUCAAGGGAGCCACUUUGGCCAACUCAGGUGCUAAAAAUUUUACUUUGGCUUGCUUUGAGGAGGAGCGGAAAGCCCUUCUUGAAUUCAAACGCAGCCUUGAUGAUCCUUUACCCCGACUUUCAUCGUGGAUAGGGGAAGACUGCUGCAAGUGGACGCGUGUACGCUGCAGCAACCAAACAGGCCAUGUUGUCAAGCUUGACCUUAGCUACCUCUGUGGUAAAGAAAGUGAUUAUGCAGCAACUGAUGCUCCCAUGUCGGCAUGUGUAGGUGGUGAGCUAUCUCCUUCUUUAGUUAAUCUAACACACUUGAACUACUUGAACUUGAGUGGCAACACUUUCCAUAGUAUUCCCAUCCCAAGUUUCAUAGGUUCACUCGAGAAGUUGAGGUACCUUGACCUCUCCCACUCGGGUUUUGUGGGAAUGGUCCCUCCUCAUCUCGGAAAUUUAUCGAAACUGCUCCAUCUUGAUCUCUCAACAUAUUCAGAUAUGUGGGUUUCAGAUUUAAAGUGGCUCUCUGGUCUCUCUUCUUUGCAAUACCUGGGCUUGAAAGGGUUGAACCUUAGCCAGGCCACAGAUCAUUGGGUUCAUGCUAUUAAUAUGCUUCCUUCACUCUUAGAAUUGCACUUUUCUUCUUGUAAACUUCAUAGCGGCCUCCCCGAGUCUCUUCCACAUCUAAAUUUGACGUUACUUUUGGUCGUUGACCUCUCAUUCAACAAAUUUCAAUCUUCAUUACCUCAAUGGCUAUUUAAUAUUAGUACCCUUGUGACGGCAGAUUUUUCUAAUUCUGGAUUUACUGGCUCCAUUCCUGAAGUCUCAUUGCUUAAGGACUUGGAAACUCUAAAUCUGCAACAAAACUCACUCUCUGGUCCAUUUCCAACAUCAAUAGGAAAUCUGUUACAUUUGCAGGCCCUGCACCUUUCAGAAAACCCAAUCUCUGGUUCAGUUCCUACAUCAAUAGGAAAUCUAUUACAGUUGAGGACCCUAUACCUUUCACAAAACUCAAUCUCUGGUCCACUUCCGGCAUCAAUAGGAAAUCUUUUCCAUUUGGAAACCUUGGACCUUUCACAAAACUCAAUCUCCGGUCCACUUCCAGCAUCAAUAGGAAAUCUUUUCCAUUUGAAAACCUUGGACCUCUCAAAAAACAAAAUCUCUGGUCCACUUCCUAUGUCAGUAGGAAAUCUGUCACAUUUGAAUAUCCUAGACCUUUCCUUCAACAUGAUGAAAGGCAGCAUUCCAAAGAGUAUUGGACAACUUACAGAAUUAACUAUCCUGAAUCUGUUGUCUAAUCAAUGGGAAGGCGUCAUAAGUGAAAGUCAUUUUCAGAACCUCACAAGAUUGGCUAACCUUCAAUUAUCAUCGAAGUCUCUGGUUUUCAACAUCAAUCAGGAGUGGAUUCCUUUCUUCAACGCAUCUUUCAUCACCAUCCGUGAUUGCCAAUUUGUAAGUCCUGCAUUUCCAGCAUGGCUUAGAAGCCAAUUCAUCGUUUAUAUAGUUCUCUCAAAUGUAGGUAUUUCAGAUACAAUACCUGAGUGGUUUUGGAGAAACUCCCCACACAUGAGUUGGUUGGAUCUCUCUAAUAACCAAUUAAGAGGAAAGCUUCCAUACUUGGAACGCUUUGGUGCAUACGUUAAUUUGGAAAACAACAACUUGGAGGGUUCCAUUCCACUUUGGCCAUAUGUAUCAUACCUGAAGUUGGGAAGCAAUAGAUUUUCAGGACCAAUUCCUUUGAACUUUGGCCAGGAGAUGUCAACACUGAGUAGCCUAGACCUUUCCAGGAAUAAUCUGAGUGGUAGCAUUCCCCAUUCACUAAUUAAACUGAAGAGAUUGGAUUCUAUUGAUCUCUCAAGGAAUUGUUUAUCUGGAAGUAUCCCUAGGGAUUGGAAUGGUUCGGAAGGAAUGUCGACCAUAGAUUUUUCCAAUAACAAUCUAUCUGGGCAAAUUCCACCAAGCUUGUGCUCUCAGCAACCUUCACUUUACUGGUUGAGAUUAAGUAAUAACAAUCUUUUUGGGGAGCUUGGACCGUCCUUGCAAAACUGUCAGAACUUGGCUACACUCGAUCUUGGAGGGAACAAGUUCUCUGGAGCCAUUCCACAGUGGAUUGGAGAAGACCUACGAUCCCUGCAAUUUUUACUUCUUGGAGAGAACAAGUUCACUGGAAGUAUACCUCAACAACUGUGCGCUCUCUCUCGUCUUCAUGUUUUAGAUCUAUCUCAUAAUGAUUUAUCAGGCUCUGUCCCAAGGUGUCUUGGUAAUUUGACACAACUGACAAAUUUAGGUAGAAUGCCUCAGCCAUUUCCCUCUCUUAGUAACACGCUGGAUAUGGAUCCAUGGCAUAUGGAUUUGGAUCCGAAAGGCGUACAAUAUGAAUAUACUAGUAUUCUACCUCUUGUAAACACCAUUGACCUGUCAAGCAAUAAUCUAUCCGGAGAAAUACCAGAAGAGAUGAGAAACCUCUCCAACUUGGGUAGCUUGAAUUUAUCUCGGAAUCUGUUGACAGGAAAGAUACCGGAGGAUAUUGGAAGCUUACAACGGUUACAAAUUCUUGACCUCUCCUGUAACCAUCUUCAUGGUCCAAUUCCUCUAAGCAUGACCGAUAUGACUUCACUGAGCAAAUUGAACUUGUCAUAUAACGACUUGUCUGGGCCAAUCCCAUCUGCUAACCAAUUCCAAACCUUCAAUGAUCCAACUUUAUUUGAAGGAAACUUGGGACUUUGUGGCACUCCAUUGCCAACUCAGUGCUCAUCAUCCCCUGAUGGGAAUCCAGAAGUUAAAGAAGAUGCAGGUGAAGAUGAAGAAGGGUCUGGAAAGAUAUGGUUCUAUGUAAACACUACGAUGGGAUUCAUUCUGGGAUUUUGGGCUGUUUUUGGCAGUUUAUAA